This is a messenger RNA of Aedes albopictus (Asian tiger mosquito), 3473 nucleotides long. It is a transcript of the gene Elovl7, whose product is annotated as elongation of very long chain fatty acids protein 7. Gene Ontology annotation, biological process: sphingolipid biosynthetic process; very long-chain fatty acid biosynthetic process; fatty acid elongation, monounsaturated fatty acid. The transcript is spliced from 8 exons. NCBI's taxonomy places the organism in Eukaryota, Metazoa, Arthropoda, Insecta, Diptera, Culicidae. The record is from RefSeq and is a predicted model, not a curated record. Gene Ontology annotation, molecular function: fatty acid elongase activity. The coding region runs from base 814 to 1812 and encodes 332 amino acids. Gene Ontology annotation, cellular component: endoplasmic reticulum membrane.
UAUCGCUCGGCCAAGCCGUUUCUCGUGUAUCUACUAGUUGUAGUGGCCUACUAGGACCUUCUCUCGAAAGCAAAAGGAAGCUGCAGUAGUAAAAGUGCCCCUUCUAUCUAUUAUACGUGUACAAUUUAUUGAGCUCAAAGUUUAAUUAGUGGUGUCUCUCCCCUUUCCGAAAGCGCCAGGAUUUUGGGUACAGUAAAAGGAGUAACGCCGAAAAACUGUUUGUUGUGUAAAAAAAUCGUCUUCGGAAGAGUUUUAAAUUUCCGCAGAAAAAUCAUCCAGUGAUUGUGAAAAUUGAAAGUGCUCUCUACUGUCGCAAGUGUGUCCUGUUUGAACAAACAAAGGAUUUUCCUGAAAGUGAUUCCGCGCCUGAACAUCUCUACUCAAAGAACAAACCAGGGAGUCAAAGUCGUUUUCCUUCAAUGCAUCAAUAGUGUACAAUUCGGAAAAGGAAGUUUUAAGGUGGAUCACACUGCAGCGCGAAACGGUUUUUGCAUAUAGCUGCCCAGUCGUCAGUGAUUGCUUUGUUCGAACGGAAAAAUCGUUGGCAAGAACACAUCGCCACACACACGGUCUACUUGGAUUACGUCGAGCUCGUGGUAAAAGUGUCUGCCUAGGAGUAUUAAAAAAAACCUGUUCCAGUUUUUGUUUUUUGAAAAAAGUGCCAAAAACGAGCGACAUAUUAGUCUGAUCGUGGUGCUGUGUGAUCUACAUUGGAGCAGUUCCCUCCCACCCGCCGCCCAGCAAGGCGUCCUGGAAUCGUCGCCGUAAGAGUGGCAGCAGUUUUUGCUGGUUUCGUACAAUUUUAACAGAAAGAUGGAUCUGAUGAACAGCGUGUACGGAGGAUGGCGGUACCUGAUGGAUGAACUGUCAGAUCCCCGCACUAAUGAUUGGCCGUUUAUGAGUUCACCGUUCCCGACAAUUGCCAUUAGUUUGACAUAUGCCUAUAUCGUUAAGGUCCUCGGUCCCCGGUUGAUGGAAAACAGAAAACCAUUCGAGCUACGCAAAGUACUGAUCGUCUACAAUGCAAUUCAGGUCGCCUUCAGCAUAUGGCUCUUCUAUGAGGCUUGCGUAGCGGGAUGGACGGCAGGAUACAGUCUACGGUGUCAACCGGUUGACUAUUCCCGAUCAGAAAUGGGACUGAGGAUGGCCCGAGGCUGCUGGUGGUACUACUUCUCCAAGUUUACCGAGUUCUUCGAUACGUUCUUCUUUGUGAUGCGAAAGCGGUACGAUCAGGUCUCGACGCUGCACGUCAUCCACCACGGUAUCAUGCCGGUUUCCGUCUGGUGGGGAGUUAAAUUCACCCCAGGUGGCCACAGUUCGUUCUUCGGUUUGCUGAACACGUUCGUACACAUCAUUAUGUACGCUUACUACAUGCUGGCCGCCAUGGGACCAAAGGUCCAGAAGUACCUCUGGUGGAAGAAGUACCUGACCGUUCUCCAAAUGAUCCAGUUCGUCUUGGUGAUGCUGCACGCCUUCCAGCUGCUGAUCUGGAACCCAUGCAACUACCCAAUCGCCUUCGCUUACUUCAUUGGUGCCCACGCUGUGAUGUUCUACUUCCUGUUCUCCAACUUCUACAAGAAGGCGUACACGCAGCGAAAGCCCAAGAAAGAAAAGGACGAAAAACUGGCCCUGGCCAACGGAAACCUCGAGUCGGAACCAAACAAGAACAUCGAAACGUCCCCUUCGUCCCCGAUCAGCUCCAGUUUCCCCAAUGGCAAGAGCUCCAGCUUCUACCAGGCCGUCGGCAAAACCGUCGAGGACAGCUACUCGGCCACGAGGCAUCGGGUCUACGUGGGUUCGGUGAACAACUGAAGUGGGUGCCAGUCCUGCCACUGCCACCGUGCAGCAGAUUUUCCUUUCUGUGAAACCAAAAGCUAUACACUGACACGUGCGCGCGCGCUCACACGCCCAAGUUUGAAUAUUCUAAAUUUUAAUCACUCACACAGUACUAGUAGGAAACCUAUUCUGAAUUGCUGACUCUGAGUCAACGAACAUUAUUUUUGUCGUUUGCCGCUAGGUGGCACAAAUUCUAUUUCUAAAAACGGAUCUUUCCACAACAAUAGAUUUUCAUGCUUUAUAACUGGAGAGGAUUCAAGCAAUCGCUAGAGUAAAGUAAUAGCGCUGAUAAGCUUUAAAACAAAAAGGGUAGCUAAGCGAAAUGUCGCCGGAACGCACGGCAUUGAUUAAAAUCUUUGGAAGACCAUAAAAAAGCAUCGUCCGCCAAUCGUUCUUUUCCAACAGAUAGCAGCACCAGUAGCGGUGGCAACGACCUCUUGUAGCAAACGUCCGAAGGAAGCGAACGAGACUCACCGUGUUGCACUUGCUCCAAACAAUACUUCAUCUGAAAGCUACUUUUCUCUCAACACUUUACCACACAUUUGUAAUUUGCGUUAAUUUUUAGAACGAAGCUAAAAAGAACGUAAGCUACUCACUCACGAUGAAGAAUGACACACGCCGAAGUGCAUGAACAAUAGAAACUUGAAUUGCUUCUAUUUUCUUUUAUGUAAAAAUAGUUUGCAACUAUUCCACCUGCCUGGAAUGAACUUCUUUCUCUGCCGAAUAAGCAAUUGUGCUGGAUAAAAGCUGAACAAGCGGUUAGAAACCCCAAUUCAGUGCUGUUGUUCAGCAUCCAUUGUCUGUUCGGUGGCCGAUAGCUCGAACGGGAGAUCUGAGUUUCCUUCGGUUUGUGAAUUGAAAAGAGUGUGGUUUGCUACUACUGGAUCAUGAUGAUGUCGCCCCUUAUUUUUCGAAAAUACCCCUGUUAUUUUCGAAAAAUGAGAGACGACCAAAUUCAAGAAAAGGGGAAAAGUGCGACGACAAAAAGAGAGAAUCAAAAGACAAGGAACCCCAACGACGUUCGUUUACAAUUUACAGUGUACUGUUUUUUUUUUGUCUCGAGUUAGUUCAUAAGUUUCACUAGGGUAUAGUAAUUUAACUAGGAUGUAAGUGCAGAAAGCUAAGAGAUUUGUAAAUAGCUUUUAAAUUUUCAAUGUCUGUGAAAGUUGUGACACACCGUAAAAUAGGAAGAAAAAUAUCACUCCGUUCAAUGCUUUGUGUUUUAGAACUCCCUCUCUCUCUCUGUUUGGAAUGGUUUAAAUUUCUUAUCAUUUACAAACUACUUAAGAUGACUGUUUUUCUUCAACAUGCAGCAGGAUGCGAGUUCAAAUCUAGAUCAGGAAAAAGUAAGUGAAUGGAAGAUUUCUGUUUCACCUACUUACUAUUGUGGCAAUGCACAGACACACGUGGACACAUACACAACAAUCCCGAGGGUUACGCACAGUCACAGGAUUUCGAACGAGUGGAAUUAUGAGAAAAAAUUAGCCCAUGAUUUGAAUGAGACACAAGAAGAGAGGAUAAACGAGAAGUUUUUGUAGGAAGAAACAAAUAAAAAAGCCGAAUGAAAGUGGACAGUGAUUGCAAAGUGUGUAAACGACUGAUGUGCAAUACACAAUAAAACGAGGAUGACAUAAUUA